Messenger RNA from Komagataella phaffii GS115, 444 nucleotides. Its product is annotated as Short-lived chaperone required for correct maturation of the 20S proteasome. NCBI's taxonomy places the organism in Eukaryota, Fungi, Ascomycota, Pichiomycetes, Pichiales, Pichiaceae. Gene Ontology annotation, biological process: proteasome assembly. The record is from RefSeq and is a predicted model, not a curated record. Bases 1 to 444 code for a protein of 147 amino acids. Gene Ontology annotation, cellular component: cytoplasm; nucleus. The transcript has 3 exons.
AUGGCCCCUUUAACUGUGAUUCCUUUGAACGACAAAACAUCGAAAGUUGACUCGACAUCAUUUGCUACGCCUUCCGUGGCUAUACCGUCAUUACCAGACACAUUAAGAGAACAAAAGGGUCCUUUAUCCAUUGCCUCGGAGAUAAAUGGUAAACAUCCAUUGGAGGCCCGUCUGAGAAACUGGGAAGAAAAUGAACACAACAAUAGAUUGGAAACUUAUAGAAGGAUAUUCGGUGCUGGAGAACCCAUCAAAAGACAGAUGGAAUUAGGAAUUGUUGAUGCCACAGACUUCAAACCUACCAUUCUUGGUGGACCAUCCAACUUGCAUAGAAACAUAUUACUGAACAAGGAUACUUCCAUUGACUGGGAAGAUGUUUACACAGGUUUCGAUUCUGUUGCUUGUCCAGAUAUGCACACCGAGAUGGAAAGAAAAGUUGGAAUUUAA